CCCUCCCUCUUCCCGGCACCGGGUUCAGUCGGCUAUAAGAAGCAGGAGAGCGCGGUGCCCCAGCAACGACGAGGUCCAGCACCAUGGAGAGCUCCCGCCUGCGGCUGCUGCCCCUCCUGGGCGCCGCCCUGCUGCUAUUGCUACCUUUGCUGGGUGUCCGUGCCCAGGAGGAUGCCGAGCUGCAGCCCCGAGCCCUGGACAUCUACUCUGCCGUGGAGGAUGCGUCCCAUGAAAAGGAACUGAUUGAAGCGCUGCAGGAAGUCCUGAAGAAGCUCAAGAGUAAACGCAUUCCGAUCUAUGAGAAGAAGUACGGCCAAGUCCCCAUGUGUGACGCCGGAGAGCAGUGCGCAGUGCGGAAAGGGGCCAGGAUCGGAAAGGUGUGUGACUGUCCCCGAGGAACUUCCUGCAACUCCUUCCUCUUGAAGUGCUUAUGAAGGGUCGGCAACCUCCACCUUAAGUUCCCACACUCCUUCUUUUCCCCAAAGGAGCACUCCUUUAUCCCUGGAGCCUGGCUUUAGCAACAAUAAAGUUUGCAUCCCCCUCCGAGGGUGAAUGGGCUCUUUCUCAGCUGUUUCAAAAUAAAAGAACGCAUUUGAUGCUAC
Myodes glareolus (Bank vole) is the source of this 602-nucleotide messenger RNA. It is a transcript of the gene Cartpt, whose product is annotated as CART prepropeptide. NCBI's taxonomy places the organism in Eukaryota, Metazoa, Chordata, Mammalia, Rodentia, Cricetidae. Gene Ontology annotation, molecular function: neuropeptide hormone activity. The record is from RefSeq and is a predicted model, not a curated record. Gene Ontology annotation, biological process: adult feeding behavior; positive regulation of MAPK cascade; negative regulation of appetite.